GAAAACUACAAAAAUAUGGACAUUUUAUAUCCAUGUGAAAAAUUUCUGGUAACAUCCAAAAGUACACGUCGAGCUCCCGUUCCUCUCAUUCCUGGUCAGUCGCCUGUUCUGUCGUUUUCUGUCUGUCUGUCAUAUCGAAUCACAUAUCAAAGUUCGAGCGCUAUGGAGUACAUCGAUGAAAUGCGACGAUUGAACAAAAGACAACUGUAUUUUCAAGUUUUGAAUUUCGGAAUGAUUGUGUCUUCAGCGCUGAUGAUAUGGAAGGGAAUGAUGGUUGUGACUGGCAGCGAAAGUCCAAUUGUUGUUGUUUUGAGUGGCAGUAUGGAACCAGCGUUUUACAGAGGAGAUCUACUAUUUCUCACUAAUUACCAACAAGACCCAAUUCGCGCAGGCGAAAUUGUUGUUUUUAAAAUUGAAGGACGUGACAUCCCAAUCGUUCAUAGGACCAUAAAGGUUCAUGAGCGGGAGGAUGGCAAAGUAAAAUUUCUCACCAAAGGUGACAACAAUUCAGUCGAUGAUAGAGGACUAUAUAAGCCCGGCCAACUGUGGGUUGAACGGAAAGAUGUCGUGGGAAGGGCACGGGGUUUUGUCCCAUAUGUCGGGAUAGUGACUAUAUUGAUGAAUGAUUAUCCUAAACUAAAAUAUGCAGUGUUAGCAUUACUAGGAAUGUUUGUUCUUGUUCAUAGGGAAUGAAAUGUUGCAGUAUUAAUAUUAUUUCCUAUAUGUUCCACUGGUUGACUGACUUGUUCAUGUUGCAUUUCCAACUCAAACUAAAUUUCAUUCUGUGCUAAUCUUGCUUACGAUGAUGCUAGAUAAUACAGUUUUUUUCAGUGUCUGACUUUUGCUUUUUAUUCUGAAAAUCAAUGUCAUUCGUCUUUGCUGUUUUUUUCACAUUGUCGUAAUAUAGUGUAGCUGCCUUCAUGCUCUCUAAUCGCAGAGCAUUUGUUGUGUAGUGCGUUAUGCACUGAUACUCAUUGAAUUAUCAUGGCAUUUAUUUCUUUCAUGGUCUAUUCCUACUUCCCUGCCCAGUUAUUGAAAUUGGGAUGGUGUGGCAGUUGGUAUCACAAGGACCUAGUUUCAGCAAUGGUAUUGAUAUGUGUUGGGUGAACGAGUUGUUUGUAUUUGUUUUGACAAGUAACCAGACAAAUUUUCCAUGAGACUGAGAAAAUGAUAAUGUGUGGUAUUUGAAAUGGCAAACAAUUUUUCUAAUUAUGUACUAUUUGGCACUUAGGUUAAUAAGAUAAUUUGCUAGCUUGUUGUAAUAAUACCUCAAAAUCCUUGUGUAUCCACCACUGACCUGCCAUAUCUGUUGCUUGUAAUUUUAUCAAAAGCACUGUCUUGUCAGUUUAUAAAAUUUAUCUGAGUGGCAUACUUGAAAUACAUGAAUUGCAAAUGAUAUAUAAGUUACCGUAGUUCAUGCUCCAUGAAACUUGCAAAAGUUUUCAAGAAAUGGGUAUUUGCAGAAAUUGUUAUUGGAGUGUAACAUUGGUCCACAUUUUAUGUUUAAUAGACAAAGUACCUGGUAUCAGUCUUGCUGAAUGUACAGACUCCAUGCAUCUGAUGAAAAAUUACGAGGCAAAUGGAAAAUUUGUAGAGUACCUUCUAGCAGCAUAAAAGUGUGAAUAUUCGAUUUUCUUUGCCGAUUUAGUGACUUGUUUAUAAUUAUACCCAGAGUGCAAGAAAAAGAUUUUCUUAUUUGCAUCAUGAUUUUUUUGAUUUAUUUGUGACAUAAAGAAGACCGGAUAUUGUGCUUAUGUGUGUUAAAAGAAAAUUAAUUGCAAUCAUUACAUAUUUGUGGAUAAUCUUGAUGUUUUUGUCUUGCAAG
This is a messenger RNA of Styela clava, 1825 nucleotides long. Lineage: Eukaryota; Metazoa; Chordata; Ascidiacea; Stolidobranchia; Styelidae. The record is from RefSeq and is a predicted model, not a curated record.